Molecule: messenger RNA, 2689 nt
Organism: Trichechus manatus latirostris (Florida manatee)
Lineage: Eukaryota; Metazoa; Chordata; Mammalia; Sirenia; Trichechidae
Gene: GTF2A2
Product: general transcription factor IIA subunit 2
Exons: 4
Coding region: 256-600 (114 amino acids)
Biological process (GO): transcription initiation at RNA polymerase II promoter; RNA polymerase II preinitiation complex assembly
Cellular component (GO): transcription factor TFIIA complex
Molecular function (GO): TBP-class protein binding; RNA polymerase II general transcription initiation factor activity
Source: RefSeq, a predicted model, not a curated record
GCGUCCAGGUUAGCGACCCGGCUGCUUGGUUGGUGGUGGUUGCCGAAUACCCAGGGAGCGCGUUCCAGAGGGGUCUCCUUCCUGUGCUUCCCGCGUGUUUGAAGUCUGCCUUCCAACUUUCUUCGUGAGAACUCCGACCGAGGAAGGAAUUUAAACUGGGUUGUUUGAUCAAGAAGGACGAGGACUGUUUAAUCACUUCCGAAUCGGACAUCAAUGCAAGCCUGAAUAAGAAAAACCAUUUCUUCCACCUAAGCCAUGGCAUAUCAGUUAUACAGAAAUACCACUUUGGGAAACAGUCUUCAGGAGAGCCUAGAUGAGCUCAUACAGUCUCAACAGAUCACCCCCCAACUUGCCCUUCAAGUUCUCCUUCAGUUUGAUAAGGCCAUAAAUUCAGCAUUGGCUCAGAGGGUCAGGAACAGAGUCAAUUUCAGGGGCUCUCUAAAUACGUACAGAUUCUGCGAUAAUGUGUGGACUUUUGUUUUGAAUGAUGUUGAAUUCAGAGAGGUGACAGAGCUUAUUAAAGUGGAUAAAGUGAAAAUUGUAGCCUGUGAUGGUAAAAGUAAGUGUUCGCCUCAUUACUGUGAAAGCCAAACUCCUUGAAAUCUUGUUUUUAUGAACCUUUAGAAAACCUUUAUCUGAACAGCCUCCCUCUAGAAACCUGGCACCUGUCCCAGCUAGCCUCUGACUCCGGAGCUCAGACAGCCCUGUCUGACCUUAGUGUGCACACUGCACAUGCCGUGUGGGCUGCUUCCACAGUUAAACCUGCGUUAGUAAGCUUCUCUGCCUUACUUCAGUUACAGAUGCCCAGUGUUUCUCAGCCUUUCACAACCACGUUUUCCUUUUAAGGGAGUGAUGAUGAAUUUUGACAAUUUAUCCUCUGGUUUUUGUGUUACUAGGUACCUAUACAUUUUAUAGUUUUUAAAAAGUGAUUAUUUAAAAGCAGAUUGUAGUUAGCCGUGAAAACCCUGGCAGCCAUAAUGGUAAACAUUCAACCUGGUACAUUUGUGCAGAACCUGUUCCUAGGAAGUUAGCUCUGCUUUCUGUUCCAUAGUGAGUCGUUUCCUUUUGGCUAAUUAUAUUUUAAAUAUAUACUUACCUUCACUUUAUUUUCUGAACUUUUCGUGUUUAAAGCAGCUCUUCCUGAAAUUAAAUAGAGAAGACGGUCAUUCUUCAGGAAGGGAGUUUUGAAAAGGAAAAACAGAGAAAUAUAGAAAGUGAUGCCCUCCAUUUCUCAGAUUAUUGAUUGAACUUUUUGUUUUAUAUAUUGGAUUUCAAAAGGUAUGUCUAGUCAUUGAAGAAAUGCAGAGACUACAGAAAAGCACGCAGAAGAAACAUCAUAUGUAAACACCCCAAAACCAAAAGCCCAUUGCCUUCGAGUCAAUUCUGACUCAUAACAACCCUAUAGGACAGAAUAGGACUGCCUCAUAGGGUUUCCAGGGAGCAACUGGUGGAUUUGAACUGCUGACCUUUUGGUUAGCAGCCGAGCUCUUUAACCACCGCACCACCAGGGCUCCUAUAUGUAAUACCACCUGUAGAUAACUUACCACUUUUAAUAUUUUACUGCAUAACAUUCUAUUAUGUAUGUUUUUAUAGCAAUGUAUAUGUAUGUGUUUACACACAUUUGUAAAUAUAUCAUUUUUCAUACAUAAGACAUUAAUUAUUAUUAAGCCUCAUUUUUAAUGGAUGUAUAAAAUUAUGCCUUUAGUCCUUUUUAAAGAAAUAGUCUGUUCUAGGCAUCAGAAAGUCUCAAAAGUCUCAGAAAGUUACGGUGAUUUGUACCUUUCAGAAGGUUAAUUAGGAACAGUCAUUCUAAGAACUUUAGACGUAGAUGACUUUUGAAUACAGUCAUCAGAUCCUUGGGUAUUUUUUGUCAUUACAAGGAGCAGUGUAAGUAAGAAGUGAGUAAAGAAGGUCUCUGAGCAACCUGAAUAACAUCACAGCAUCCAUGUAAGAUUUGUAUUUUACUCCUAGGAGCUCCCGUCUGGGAGUCCUUGGAGUGUACUGCCUUUGCUGAAAGAUGUAAGAUACUGGUUUUUCCAAACCUCAGUGGAGGAGAAGGAGCAAAUCCAUAGCUAUGGCGGUGGCUCCUGAGGAGCUUCUCUGGCUUACAGCACUGUGUAGUGCUGGGUCACCAACGAAAAACCCCGUGAGCACUCAGGGAACGCUUAGACUGUGUUCCAUGUACUCUGUAUCCGCAGAAAAGAAUGAAAUCUUAGAAAUUUGUCUCCAGAAUUAAAGUAUAAAUGGUUUGGCAUUUACAGACAGGUAAGUCUGAGUAAUGAAGAAGAUAGCAUUCCUCAGUGAGGCCAGAUAAAUGAGGUGCUGCCGUAGUAAGCUCAUUUCAUUUCCGAAGUCGGCUUUCUGAGAUAAAGUUGAGUUCCUAAUAAAGAAGCUAGUAUUUGGAUCUGUUUUCUUCCCAAGACCUGUCUUUAAAUACAGUUCUCUUCUAAUUAUUUGUUAUGGUUCUUUUUUAAUUUAAAAUUUGGGAGACAGUAGAGGACCUAGAAAAAAAAGUGUGGUUAUAUAACAGUUACCUGAACAAAAUGUAGUAAAACUAGGUUUUUCUCUAGCAUGAAGGUGGAGAGGGAAGCAUUGUCUUUUUCCUCAGGGGAAUUAAAUUCUCAGAUACUUCUGUCAUCAGCUUCCCUCUUCAUCCUUGCCUCCUCUUCCUCCCCACCCCUCAAACCAC